Molecule: messenger RNA, 1070 nt
Organism: Labrus bergylta (ballan wrasse)
Lineage: Eukaryota; Metazoa; Chordata; Actinopteri; Labriformes; Labridae
Source: RefSeq, a predicted model, not a curated record
AGAGUUAGUUUGACAGCCGCUGGUGACAGGAAUAUAACGACUGCGGCUGCUAACAGCUAAGCUAAUAAUCUUUUAAUUCGUCGACUGCAGUUUGUUCUGCUGGUUUCUACUCAAACAUUUGGAGGAAACAAAAACAGAGCCGAUGUUUUUAUGAAAACUUCCUGUGAGCGGAGAUGCACUUUAGCUGCACAAUGUUGAAGUUUUCUUCGAGCUUGUAUCGGAAAUAUUCAGCCGGCAGACUCAGAGGAUUUAAAAGGAUGGAGACCGCAGCAGGGUACCGCACCGGAAGCUUCGAGGCCCUCCAUCACUCCAGUGACGACGACGAUGACGACAUGGUGGACAUCGCGGGGGGGACGCUGGACUUCUCCAACACGGAUGACGUCCCCCCUCUCAGCUCAGGAGUUUACGAGGAGUACAACAGCACACCAGCAGGUAUGAACGGUACGGGUCCCUCUAAACUGGUGGACCCACUGGAAGACCCGCUGCCCGGACUGGGCACCUACGAGGACUUCAACACCAUCGACUGGGUCCGAGAGAAGAGCAAGGACAGAGACAGACACAGAGAGAUCACAAAUAAGAGCCGGCAGUCGACGGUGGCUCUGCUGCACAGCGUCAGUGAUGCCUUCUCCGGGUGGCUGCUCAUGCUGCUGGUGGGACUCAUGUCAGGCGCUCUGGCCGGUGGCAUCGACAUCGCCGCCCACUGGCUGACGGACAUGAAGGACGGCGUGUGCCUCAUCGGCUUCUGGUUCAACCACGAGCACUGCUGCUGGACGUCCAACGAGACCACGUUCCAGGAGAGGGACCGCUGUCCACAGUGGCAGAGCUGGGGCGAGCUCAUAACGGGGACAUCAGACGGUGCGUUUGCCUACAUCAUGAACUACCUGAUGUACAUCUUCUGGGCUCUGCUCUUCUCCUUCCUGGCCGUCACGCUGGUCAGGGCCUUCGCUCCUUACGCGUGCGGCUCAGGAAUACCAGAGAUUAAAACCAUCCUGAGCGGCUUCAUCAUCCGCGGCUACCUGGGGAAGUGGACGCUCAUCAUUAAGACCAUCACGCUGGUGCUGGCCGUCUCC